AUGCAGAUGCGUCUUGCAUAUGCUGGUGAUCAGGGUAUGAUGGUCAGCUGGAAUACAUUUUCGAAGCUUGACACUCCCUCCGUUCGUUAUGGCCGCCACCCCAACAAGCUUGACAAGUCCGCUCAUUCGGAUAUCUCGGUGACCUACCCGACUUCGACCACGUACAACAAUCAUGUCAAGAUCACUGGCCUGAAGCCUGACACGCUCUAUUAUUAUCAGCCGUUUGGCAGUAAUGCCACCACCCCCUACACAUUCAAAACAAGCAGACCAAUCGGUGACGAGACUCCUUAUAGCGUCGCGGUAGUGGUUGACAUGGGCUUGAUGGGGAAGGAUGGCCUGAGCACGAGUGUUGGAAAAGGUGCCGCCAACCCAUUAGGCCCUGGAGAUAAAAACACUCAGCAGUCACUGCAAGCUCAAGGCGCUGAUACCGACUUCUUGUGGCAUCCUGGUGACAUCGCUUACGCUGACUACUGGCUGAAGGAGGAGAUUCAGGGCUACCUCCCUAAUACGACUAUUGCGGAUGGCUACGAGGUGUAUGAGAGCCUGUUGAACCAGUAUUAUGAUGAGCUUGUCCCGAUUACGUCGAAAAAGCCUUACAUGGUCGGACCUGGUAACCACGAAGCCAACUGUGACAACGGUGGCACGACUGACAAAGCCCACAACAUAAGUUACACAGUCUCUAUAUGCGCGCCUGGUCAAACCAACUUCACCGGAUUCCGUAACCACUUCCGCAUGCCAAGCGCCGAAUCUGGUGGCGUCGAAAACUUCUGGUACUCGUUCGACAACGGCAUGGUACAUUACAUUCAAUUCGACACUGAGACCGACCUUGGUCACGGCUUAACUGGACCUGAUGAGGUGGGUGGCAGCGAAGAUGAAGACAGUGGACCAUUCAGUCAAAUCAAAGAUGCUCAGUUGAAAUGGCUCGAAGGCGAUUUGGCGUCCGUCGAUCGUAGAAAGACUCCGUGGGUUGUUGUUGGAGGCCAUCGUCCCUGGUACAUCAGCGGCCAAAACGAGAGCAGCACCGUCUGUCUCGACUGUCAAUCCGUCUUUGAGCCAUACUUCAUCAAAUACGAUGUUGACCUCGUCCUUUCCGGUCACGUCCACCUCUACGAACGCAAUGUUCCUAUUGCAAACUACGUCGCUGACCCCAACGGUCUCAAUAACCCCAAGGCUCCGUGGUAUAUAACAAAUGGUGCUGCCGGUCACUAUGAUGGUUUGGAUAGCUUGGUUUACCCCCUACAACCAUAUUCCGCUGUUGCGUUUGAUGAUGCCUAUGGAUGGAGCCGGUUGACAUUCCACAAUAAAACUCAUUUGACCCAUGAAUUUGUGGCCAGCCGAAAUGGUUCUGUGCUUGAUUCGGCCACUUUGUAUAAGGAAAGAAAGCAUUGA
Molecule: messenger RNA, 1389 nt
Organism: Talaromyces proteolyticus
Lineage: Eukaryota; Fungi; Ascomycota; Eurotiomycetes; Eurotiales; Trichocomaceae
Product: Metallo-dependent phosphatase-like protein
Exons: 4
Coding region: 1-1389 (462 amino acids)
Molecular function (GO): metal ion binding; acid phosphatase activity
Source: RefSeq, a predicted model, not a curated record